UUGGGCAAAAUGUUAGCUCAACAGUGAACAGUGUAAAAACAAGCGUUACUUGGCAACUCUAUAGUUGUUUUGUCUUUGCUGCCAACUUAGUUAAUAUGCUGCAAUCGAACCGUGUAUUACAAAAGGAGCAGGCUGACUUAUAUGCCAUAGAAAGGAAGCUAGUCAAAGUGCUUCCGGUUGUUCAGGAAGCCUUGAAUUCACUUAAGGUGGAGGAGCUGCAUUUAAAAUCACAGUCGGUACAUCGAACAAUCUCUAUGGUUCCAUCUAGUUAUAAUCUUGAAGUUGAUACUGAAGCCUCUGAACAAAGCAUAGUUACUCCCAACGAGCAAAUUAAUCGGCAGCAAAUUGACUUGGAAUUAUUCGGAAGCGAGUUGCAGACGUUUGAAGUGGAAACCGAUUCGGACUAAUCAAUUUCACAGCUGUUAGUCAUUUAUUGGUACGAAUUUAGCUAAGUUAAAAGAAUUCAAAAAACAAAUGCGUUCUAAUUUUAAGUAACUUAGAUUAUUUUAAAAGAAAUUAAUUAUGACAUGUUGCAAUUUUUUGUUAAUCUGGUGAAAGCACCCGGGAAAAAAAUAAACUAAACUACUAAAGCUAGGCUAUGUAUUAUA
This is a messenger RNA of Drosophila virilis, 608 nucleotides long. RefSeq lists its product as uncharacterized. Lineage: Eukaryota; Metazoa; Arthropoda; Insecta; Diptera; Drosophilidae. Gene Ontology annotation, biological process: transcription initiation at RNA polymerase III promoter; transcription by RNA polymerase II. The record is from RefSeq and is a predicted model, not a curated record. Gene Ontology annotation, cellular component: nucleus.